Molecule: messenger RNA, 578 nt
Organism: Orbicella faveolata
Lineage: Eukaryota; Metazoa; Cnidaria; Anthozoa; Scleractinia; Merulinidae
Product: dynamin-1-like protein
Biological process (GO): peroxisome fission; endocytosis; mitochondrial fission
Cellular component (GO): mitochondrion; membrane; microtubule
Molecular function (GO): microtubule binding; GTP binding; GTPase activity
Source: RefSeq, a predicted model, not a curated record
CUAAGGAACGUAAGCGUCUCAGCAAGUUAGCACAAAACAGUCUUGUAAAUGGACCGAUGGAGGGUGUUAGAUCCCAGACCUCCACUCCGGAAGCAAGUCCCGUUCAUCGGCCCGACAAAAACCCAAGCGUUAACACAUCCUUUGGCGCCAGUCUCCCAGGAGACAAAAAUCCGGCCCCCUCGGCCUCAACUGGAGGUUUUACCUCUUGGUUUCCCGGCAUGCGUAACACUAAUGCCCAGUCCAGCUCUGACCGUACGAGUGUAGUGGUUGGACCAACCAAGUCUUCGGCUACGGAAGAAUUGGUAAGCGACAAUUUCACAAACAGAAAGAUCUUUAAGGGUCUUCAAGUUCUACCGUUCAAUAAUCAAUUCUAAACUGCACACGAGCACGCAGACGUAAAACAAGGGGCUAUUUAUUGUUGCGUAGUCGUGCAGCACCUGGUUUAUUGGACUGACUAGGAAAUAAGCAGCGCAUGCAAAAUCGGUCCUAUGAGAAACAACUGUAACACUGGCACUGCCGUACAACACAAUAACCUGAACCUCCACUACCCCUGAUCAGCGGGCAAUUGUUUCUCCAGU